Molecule: messenger RNA, 3839 nt
Organism: Xyrichtys novacula (pearly razorfish)
Lineage: Eukaryota; Metazoa; Chordata; Actinopteri; Labriformes; Labridae
Source: the annotation of a GenBank genome assembly
AUGCAGACCGACACAUUCGACCAAAGUAGGACGGUGGUCGUGUCCGGUGUGCCCGACGUCUUAUCCUCCAGCAGAAUGAUAGACAAAUUGACAAUUCACUUCCAGAGGCGAAAACGGAGCGACGGAGGGGACGUCGAGGCGGUUCAGUACCCGACCAACAUGCACGGAGUGGCCUUCGUCACAUUUGACGAACCUGAAGGUAAACAAACAAGGAGCUAGUAGCUGUAAGCUACUGUUAAAACAAAGUACUAGAGUUUGUCUUGUUUUAUAGCCAGAUUUGACCAGGUUGAUAGUGAAUUCGACAAAAAUAAGCUUGUAUGUAUAGUCUCAAAGGUCAACUUCCUCACCCAGUAGUUUAUAUGUCUUGUAAACCUUAACAGCUAAGCUCUUGUCUUUGCAAAAUAGCCUUUCUAAUUUUCCAUUCUGUCUAAAUUUAGACCCUCAGCCUAACAGGGGUGUCUCCAGGCUUUUUGGAAAGAGGUGCCCCGCCCAAUUUGAGUGCUAGUUUACUGUGUAGAAGUAGCAAGAUGACAAGCAUUCAACCUCCCUGUUUUCAGUACCCGCCUUUACUAGUAUGAAUUAUGCAUCACACAGCAGUAAUAUUAAAUUUAUAAUCUUAAAUUCAUAAUUUAGGCACUUACAAAGAGGGGUGGACUCUGCAUUCCAAAGAAAAUCAAGAGCAACCAUUAAACAAAUUAAGAAUAGACAAUGCGACGUUACAUGAAGCCAAAAUACAGUUUCCCUAGAUGCUUUUGUAAUGCACCAGUGCAGCUCAAGGCAUGCAAGAAAAAUUUGAGGCUCAAACUGACAGCUUAUCUUAUCACAAGGCUUGAAGGGAUAUUCUGUAAAAUUACUUUAGGGUCAAACACACUGUAACACAAAGUUAGACACCCCGUCGAGAGAUGAAUGUUGCUGACUGCUUGCUUCUCUAGUUAUACCAACUUUAGUAACGGCCGCAGGAUAGCAAUACAGAGAGCCACGCGCUCAACCAAGAAGUCACUCUAUAGCCACAAAUAAUGCUCAGAACAGCACCUAACUUCAUCAACAGUACAUUUAGGGUCCCAGCCAUAGCACUAGCCACCAAACAUCUUUUUAGCUUUGCCUAAUUUCUUUAGCAGAGAGACUAAACACAACUCACCUACUCUCUUCCAGCAGCCGCUUUUUUGUAGAGAGACCUCUGGGUGAGUCCAUCAACUGCAGCGGAGUGACGCAGCUCAAGGAAGAACAUUUAUGAUCAUUACUCUAUUAUUUCCUUGAAGUAAUAAUCACCAUAUUAAUCAUUUUGCACUGCAGACACUGUAGUUCUUCUGCCUUAGCGUUUCGGUCUGAUUGCAUUUCCAUAAAGAAAUGAUCAUAAAUGUUCUUCCUUGAGCUGUGUCACCCCGCUGCAGUCAAUGGACUCACCUGGAAAUCUCCGUACAAACAAGCAGCUGCUGGAAGAGAGUGGUUGAGUACAGUUUAGUCUCUUUGCUAAAGAAAUUUAGGCAAAGUUAAAAAGAUGUUUGGUGGCUAGUACUAUGACUGGGACCCUAUAUGUACUGUUGAUGAAGUUAGGUGCUGUUCUGAGCAUUAUUUGUGGCUAUAGAGUGGCCUUUUGGUUGAGCGUGUGGCUCUCUGUAUUGCUAUCUGCGGUCGUUACUAAAGUUACUAAACAUUCAUCUCUCGGCGGGGGUGUCUAACUCUGUGUUAUGGUGUGUUUGACCCCAAAUCAAUUUUACGCUGGAAUAUCCCUUUAAAAUCUUUUGGUUAUAAUCAUGGAUUGUAUUGCGAAAAGAUUAUCUUUGAUCAUUAUUACUUAAUCUGUUGUCCAGGAAGUGCACAUGUCUGCAACUAAAGUCAUAAAUCAAGAAAUGGAAUUUUUACAAACUUAAAUUCAGCAACAGAUGGAGUAUUUCCUUCCCAGAUGGUCUGAAGAGUCCUUCUGGAAAUACAUCAAAAAGAAUUAAAUGUUGUUGAAGGAGCCAUUUGGGUUUUUUAAAGAUCUCAGGGAAUCUCUUUAGAGUAUUUGAAGCUGCUCAGCCUGACUUAAAAGUGAGGUUUGAAGACCUUAUCAGACAUAAAAACACAUGAAAGCCUCAACUGUACUCUGUGUAUAUCUGUGGGCUUUAUUCAACAUAUCUCCUUUGUGCAAUAAUUGGUUCCUAUGGGAAUAAAUUAUAUUUUCUAUGAUGGUAACGUAUAUUAAGUGAACUAUAAUCAAACAUUUAUUUCUGCUAAGCACUGCCUGGAUGGAUGAAUGCAUGCCGAGCUGAUGAUGAUUAAAUUUGUCAACACUAGAUUGGUUUGAAAUGAGUGGUGCCCGGCGCUGUGCGCUGUCAGUGACAGGAAAAUAACAAGCGUCAUUACAGCGGUGAGAAAAACAGUGUGGUGCUCUUUGCAGAUGCGGAGAGAGUGGUGCGUAAGGAGGAACACAUCAUGAUCGAUGACGAGUUUCCUGCGGACUACCUUCUCACUGUGUUUCCCUUCACCACAGAUGUAAGUUUGAACAUCACAAAAUAUUGACCAUCAGAUAUAAAACCUGUUUUUGUUCAUCUUCUCUUCAUGAUUUGGGCGUUAAGAGUUGAUCGAAAGUCUUUUUUGUCUAUUUAUUGCAGGUGUUUUUGUACGUUCCCAAAGCUACGGUUGAUCUCUCUGUGUUUGGAAGCGAUCAAGCGUCCCUUAUCCAGAGUCUACAAUCAGCUCAUAGAUCGCUACGUUUCCGGCCUUUACUUCACAAGAGAAAAGCCACAAUCGAGGGUCCUUUCGCUGCUGUCCAAGCCCUGAGAAAUGACCUCAUCCGCAGGGCCAGCCAGCUUAAAUCCACUGACUCAGCCCGAACCGCUCCUGACAAAAUAAGAGAAACUCCUCUUAAUCCGAGGGUAAUAUCUCACCCAGAGUUUGUCGACUCUGUAAGCCGCAGCCGCUCAAAAGCUAAGCUGGAACCAGCGAACAGCUUAUCAACAGGGCUGCAGACCACAGGUGAGGCAACUGAAGUCGAAAGCUCGCUCUUAAAUGCUGAAACUCUGAAUGCCUCCUGGAGUCCGGAAGUUCAGGAGAGGGGCUGUGCUGAAGGGGGCUUUGGCGACACAGACAGUGAUGAAGUAGAUCAAGAGCAAAACGGGGUGGAAAUUUCGUCAGAGUUUAGAAACAAGCAAAGGUUGAAGGAGGGGAGGAAGAGUCCGUCUCUGUCGGGUAUGUUCCUGCAGAAAGAGGCAGCUAAAUUAAAACAAAAACACACCGCAGACACAGACUGGACUUCAGCGAGAAAGACCCAAAAAGAGACCCACCUGGACUACAAAUUAAGUAACACCCGGUCUCCAGAGGAAUCAGAUCAGAGAGUCUCACCUCACCUGUCCCACAACAUGCUUAGAGACGUUUCAAAACCACCUGAAAGAAACACAGAAGAGCAUCUGGAAGAAAACUGCACCUGGGUCGACUUGAACAUGUUUCUAUACAUGAAAAAAUUUGCAAAGGACGAGUUUGAUAAAUGCUUAAGAGGACUUGAAGCGUCUUUCGAGACUGUUGAAGGAUCGGACCUUGUGAAGGUAAUCCUGACUGAGAAGCAGACCUCUGAGGAGACCUCAGGGAUCCAGCGGGGCUUGGAUGACCUUCAGUUUUUGGUACAAGCUUGGACGUUGACUUUAAGAGUCCAUGAGAUCGACUUAAAGGACGAGGGAGACCUUAACAAACAGGAGGUCAUGCAGAUCUGUGAUGAUGUGAAUUUCCUGUUUGGUGACGUUUUGUAUACGUUUGAGGGCUCUCGUAUUAAAGCUGUCGGUCCGUCAGCGGCCAGUUAUCUAUUUACAAGAUUCGUUCAGAGGAGAAUUGCUGAACUCGAAGACAAAUCCUUAGGAAAGUGA